AUGGAGAAACGACAGCUGCCAGCGUUCAUUCGGCUCUUUCGCCCAGCUUCCCGCUUCAAUACUUGCACGAAGCGCGGUCUGUCGACACCUCCUACAUCUGUCUCCAGAAACUCCCGUUUCCGUCUUCGCCGUCUUCGCCGUCUCAACAGCCGUCUCCCAAUGAUUCUACGGUCAUAUACCACUCCGUUACUUGGAGCCCCCGGCAGACAUAUCACAUCUUUCUUGAUUCUCCACGAACUGACAGCCAUUGUUCCGCUUUUCGGUCUCGUCGCCGCUUUCCAUUACGGCAAUUGGUUGCCAGACUUUACCUCCAAUAGCGCAUUUGAGGAAGGAGUACAACGAUUUGGUCGGUGGCUGCGAAAGAAAGGUUGGAUCAAUGAUGGUGAUGCGGACAAUGCUGGUAUCGUGACAGCAGAUAGGCCUGUCGCCGGGAAUAUCCCUGCUGCUGAGACGACCGUGCCAUCUCGAGUAGGAUCCGGGGAGAAAAAAGGGGUCCGUCUGGUACUGGAAUUCGCGACAGCCUAUGCCAUCACAAAAGCUCUACUGCCCGUUCGAAUAGCCGCCAGUGUAUGGGCAACGCCGUGGUUUGCUAGGGUUAUCAUCUCCCCGAUAGCUAAAGGCGCCAAGGCAUUAUUAAGGAAUAAGUAG
This is a messenger RNA of Aspergillus clavatus NRRL 1, 648 nucleotides long. RefSeq lists its product as uncharacterized. The coding region runs from base 1 to 648 and encodes 215 amino acids. The transcript has a single exon. The record is from RefSeq and is a predicted model, not a curated record. NCBI's taxonomy places the organism in Eukaryota, Fungi, Ascomycota, Eurotiomycetes, Eurotiales, Aspergillaceae. Gene Ontology annotation, cellular component: mitochondrion.